AUGUAUACGACGCUCAGCCCCUGCGACAUGUGCACGGGCGCCUGUAUCCUGUACAAGGUGGCCAGGGUGGUGAUCGGCGAGAACAAGAACUUCGUCGGCGGCGAGGACUAUCUCCGCCAGAGGGGCGUCGAGGUCGUGGUGCUGGAGAACGACGAGUGUAAGGAGCUCAUGCGGAAAUUCAUCGAGACUAAGCCUCAUGUUUGGAACGAAGAUAUCGGCGAGCAGUGA
Molecule: messenger RNA, 228 nt
Organism: Capronia epimyces CBS 606.96
Lineage: Eukaryota; Fungi; Ascomycota; Eurotiomycetes; Chaetothyriales; Herpotrichiellaceae
Product: cytosine deaminase
Exons: 2
Coding region: 1-228 (75 amino acids)
Molecular function (GO): catalytic activity
Source: RefSeq, a predicted model, not a curated record